This is a messenger RNA of Porites evermanni, 40850 nucleotides long. The record is from the annotation of a GenBank genome assembly. NCBI's taxonomy places the organism in Eukaryota, Metazoa, Cnidaria, Anthozoa, Scleractinia, Poritidae.
AUGGAAUCCACUGAGACGUGCAGAGUCCUUUCUAUUCAAAGCCAUGUUGUAUCAGGUUAUGUAGGGAAUGAUUCAGCGACAUUUCCUCUUCAGGUAAGCUAGUUUUUACACUUCCCGUACCAGUGGAACGUGACACCAACACCGGUUUUUCCCGCUGGCUGCAGUGGUACCACUGUACACUAAUUAGACCAUGUUCAGCUUCAUGACAGAGCUACCUUUUGAAAAGUGUUUUCAUACUAGAAGUCAAGGAUUCCUUCGACAUACUUUCGUUCGGAUAUUGUUACUUAUAACAACAUCAGUGAUCAAUGCAGUUGUCAUAUUGUGUGGGGAUGUGUGCUACUCUGAAGUGUUUAGAAUGCGAGCUGUUUUGUUUAGGACAGCAGGGCAGGGAAUAAGAAUCCAUUGGUCAGUGUUUUAGGGGGUGAUUGAUCAGUGGCUGAAGAAUUUAGUGUUGGAAAUUUGUAAUUACUGGUUUUGUUAUUCAAAUUUGUCACGCAUGAAGCAAAGGAAUAUUUUUUUUUCCAGAAUCAAUGUGCUUCUGGUUGGCACAUUAAUAUCAAUAGGUGACUUCAGCGUGAGUAUUGCUAGCGAUACUCAUACACCUGCACGCUGACCUCACCACUCGUUACGAAGCUGAAUAACAAAAACAACGUUUGUAAACAGUGUUAUCUCACAUAGGUGUUCUUAGAAAUAGCCUCUCACGCAGAUGUUUUAAUAAGGGUGUCGUCAUGCAUAAUACCCCAGAAAUGUCUUGUGAAACAAGAAAGUAAAAAAUUUAGACCAAUCACAGCACACUUUCAGAUCUCAGAAGUGUAUUUUACACUGUCCAACCUUUUGAGUAUGAAAACUCUGGAGAUUGCUAAACCAUAGAGAAAUAACUCGAGUGCCAACAAUAAUUGGGAUUUGUCAUAUCCCGAUUGUACAUUAGUAAGAUUUCUGGAUUUUCAAGCAACUUUGGGGCAAUCUUGAUGAAAUUGGGACAAAAACGGGAUAAGAACGGAAAGUCUCUGGAAGAUCUCCUUGUUUAUAUCAAAACUCUAAGGUCACAAAUACGCUUCACUUGUGAGUCUUGUUUGGCCUGUCAACACUUUAUUUUCUGCUGAUAAUGAUUCAGGUGGUUGUCCUUCGUGUCCAAAGAAGACUGCGUGUUGUAUGAUCAUCUAUGGAUUCUCUGGUGGCUCUGCAAACUCAGUCUGGGAGGGCAAAGUCUAGAACAGGUGGGGCACUAGAACUCCAUUACUGUGAUAUCAGCAGAGGAUGCUCUGUAGUGUCGUUCAUAGGCUACGAUAAGUCUUUGACAGUGGUCAUCCUUGAAAGUGUUGGAGGCUGUGUGGGUCAGUGAGCGCCCGUGACUUCUGUCACUGGCUACAGCCUCAAGUUCUUUCGGCUGGUUGCCAACACCACUGAAGGUUUUCCCUCACAGUGUCCUUGUGCUGCUUGCGUGGGCAGCCUUGCUUUUUCUUGCCGGCCCCAAGCUCUCCAUACAACAGUUGACAGGGCAGGCGAUGAUUGUCCAUCCUGAUGACAUUUCCCACCCAUCGCAGCUGGGCCUUGAUGAGUAUAGUCUCAAUGCUGGUGCACCCUGCAUGGUCCAGGACCUCGAGGUUGUGAUAUAGUCUUGCUAGCGGAUGCCAAGUAUGGAACGGAGAGCACACAUGCAAAAGUUCUCCACCUAUUUGAUAUGCCUGCGGCAUGUGUGUGAUGAAGAGAUUAAACAGGACUGGGUGUAGGAUGCAGCCCUGUUUUAUUCCAUUUGUUAUGGCAAAGGCAGCUGACUGGUCGCUGCUGCUAAGACUUAAUUGUCCUCUCAUUCUAUCAUGAAGCAGCUGGAUCAGCCUCACAAACUUCUUUGGGCAGCCAUAUCUCUCCAGGACCAUUCAGAGGGCAUCCCUGUUGACUGUAUCAACGGCCCUUGUCAGAUUUAUAAAGACAGAGAAGAGGGCCUUGUUCUGUUCAAUGCACUUCUUUUGCACCUGUCUGAUGACAAAAUUGUGUCCACGGUGCUGCACCCUGGUCUGAAGCCACACUGCACCUCUGGGAAACCUCUUUCAGUUUCCAUGAUCAGUCAGUUCAGGAGAAUGCGAGUAACGAUAGUUCCCGCUACAGAAAGAAGUGAGAUGCCUCUGUAGUUUCCACAGUUGGACUUGCUCCCCUUGUUGUUGUAGAGAGCAGCAAUGAGAGCAUUGCAAAAAAAAGUCUUCAGGCAUGGCCUCUUUGCUCUAUAUGCUCUGCAGAACAUCAUGGAAAGCCUCCAGUGCAUUGGGGCUCGCAGCCUCGAAGAUCUCAGCUGGGAUACUGUCGUUUAUGAUUAUUGGCCUUUAUAUUAAACCAUGACUUAGUGCUGAUUUGUUCUCUGUUCAUUUGCUAGUGAUCUCCAGCUGAUAAUUGCAAACAAAGGGAAAAGGAAUUUAACUGCUUGUUUCAUCAGAUGUUCUUGGGGCAGAAACUGCUGAUGAAGCCCCAACAAUGUCUGUGUCAGAGGCUAUCUGGGAUAGAGCCACAUUUCUGGUUUGUAGAUCACGGAUGCAGUUACUGGAUUAAUAGAGGAAUAGAGCUGAUCAAAGAUCUUCCAUUAGGUAUCACAGUCCCUGUGAGACACCAACAAGUGGGAGGGGGGCAGGGGGAGUUGGAGAUGAAAAAUGCCUUUCAAGCUUAAUACUCCUACUGAAAUCCAGUGUAUUUAACUGUUAGCACCCCGGAAAAAAAAAAACAGUCUAGUUAUGCAUUUGAAAUUUUGAAUAGCUGGCUUGACCAUCCAUUUGGUGAUCAGUGACUUUCUUUAAUUUUUGAAAGGCAAUAGCUGAAUGUGAGAGUGAGCACUGUAAGUGAUGGGAUGAUGAGCAGAGCAGGAAGAAACCUAAGCUGUUCUUAUUUUUAUAACCGCACUCAUGACUCCACUUAACGAAUCCAAUAAUUUUUGAUUGUUACUCUUUCGAAAGCAUGCAGACUCCAAUUCUGAUCUUGUUAUGAGUGAAAAUCAGACUAAGAGUGGAUUUCCGCUACCGCGUAAUUUUUACGCCUAAAUUUUAUAAGUGUAAAUAGAGUAAAGGCAGUGUAUGAAGUGUCAUGCAAAAGUAUAAGUAAAAGUUGAGCGAGGUUCAACUUUUGCCUUUUCUACAUUGCCUCUAAUUUAUUUAUGCACAUCAAUUUUACGCAUGUAUGGACAUUAAAACUACUUGACAGUGGAAAUCUACCCUAAAAGGACUAUAGGUACUUGAGGUAAUCCUAACAUGAUGUUACUCCAUCCUUUUUUUAUUUUAGGUUCUUGGAUUUGAGGUUGACACAAUCAAUUCAGUACAACUUUCCAAUCACACUGGUUUGUUUCAUGUCUAUCAUUAAUAUUGCUUUUGUUGUUUAACGACAGAUAGUAAAAUAGUUUUUCACAUGUUGUUCUUUUUAAUACAUAUUUUAAUGAUCCUUCCUACUUAACAAUGUCAUUGUUUUUUUAAACCAGGGCACCUGAUAAUGUGAGAUGGUACAAUUUGGUACAAUUAAUCCAAAUCAUAUCUGAUUGUGUAAUCCAUAAGAAAUCCUGUAAUAAACUGCUGCAUAAUCUGCACCAGAUAACAAAUUUAACUACUAAUUUGAAAAAAUGCACUUUUAUUUGAGUGUCAAUGUGAUUUUAAUUAGGUCAAAAGUACUAAUUGGAGACACUAUUUUUAUGGCUACAACUGGAGACAGGACUGCCAUUUUACGUGGUCAUGCUAGCCAUGCGAAGGUCUAGCAAAGGGAGUACCUUCAUUUCUCAGUUAUUUUAAGACCCUGAUAAUUAUUAGUCCAGUCCAGCGAAUCAAACCUACACCCCCCCCCCCCCCCCCCCCCCCCGCGCUCAACACCCACCCCCCCGCCCUCCCCCCUCCCCACUGUGCGGUCAAACACUCAACCUACUGGCCUUAUCCUGCUGCGGUAAGGCUAUUAAAAAGUUUCAAAAUACUGUGUUGAGCUUCCAAAAUGUUCCUCAAGUUUUGAUGUUAAUCUAGUGAACAAACUAUAAAAUAUUCACAUUAUCGCGUAAUUUAUUUCCCUAUGAUAAACCUUAGAUGUGUGCUUCAUUUGUGUGCCAUCUCCUCAAGAGAUGUCUUAGUUUCCUCAAAUUUUUUUUCACACCAUUACACAGUCUGAUAAACACUUACUUCUAAAGGUGCAUGUUUCUGUUUAGUAGGCUAUGAGCAUAUGAAAGGUCAAGUGUUGGAUUCAAAGGAACUUAAAGAACUGUUUGAAGGACUGAAACUCAACAAUUUGCAUCACUUUUCUCAUCUGCUUACAGGUACACAUUUUAACUAUGUUGUAUGCAGUGUAAAAGAGGUUGUUCAUAAACCCAUUUGCUCCAGGGAAUUUUGUCAAAAAUCACCUUUUGAGGGUAGUCAAGCUGUUUUCUGGUCGUUGUCUGGCUAUAAUGAGUCAAAAUAAUGCCAUUUAUAAGUUGGGCACUUCGAGGCCUGUUUGUCCCAGGUGCAAUGAAAUAUCAGCUUUCGAAGCUUGGGCAUUUGCAGAUCAAAGCAAUUUUUUUUAGUGUUGGGUUUGAUACAGUCUUAACCUCCCCUCUAAUUUCCCUUUCAUUGCCCCAUUUUGUUUCUUGUGAACACCUUGUUUCUGAAUAGUUCUGUUUCUUUUGUCCUUUAAAUAAUUGUGACCAGAAAAAGUUGACAUGCAGACAGCUUUUUCUAGGAAAAUCGUAGGGUAUGCAAUAGAAAAAUGAAAAUUAACAAUUGCAAAAAAGAAUUAAAGAAGUCUGUUACAAGUUUAGCUCAAAUGUGGGUAGUUGUGGCAGCAUUCUGACUCUCUUUUUUGAACGUGAAAGCCAGAUGAAAGUCUAGAAAAACAUGUGAACUGUUGCUGCUGUUGUCCAAUCAGAAGCCAGUAUUUCACCUCAUUAGACUUAGCAAGAAAAAUGCAACUCUGAUACAGGAUAGUUUUGCAAAUAGCCUCAGUAGGCAAUAAAUGAUUGGUAUGCCAGUACCCUACCCUGCAGUUGCUAAGAUAAUUUUCAUUGUUAAAAUAGGGUCACUCUUUUUGGAUCCAGAGUAAUUUGAACCACUGAUUGAUUUAAUAUAAUAUAAUCUCGUACCCAGAUCUCACUCUGUUUUACAAUUUUUUCCCUUGGCCGUGGGAGAUCUGGGUACGAGAUUAAAUAUAAUAUGGAAGCUUUCCUGCGGGAUUUUGAUUGAUUACCUUUAUUGAACUUGCAUUAUUAAGGGUUAAUAUUUAAUUGAACAAGCACUUUAAGAAAUUUAAGAAACAUACAGUGAGACAGAAGCUAAGCUAAUGCUAACCACAAAUCUUUGCACACUCUUGACGUCAUAACUCUCUCGCAUGGCUCCUUGGGUCGACUUUGAUGUACAUUUUAUUGCAUCAGUCUCUAAGGUCCAAAAAAUGCAUUUUUUGCACCAAAGGGUAAAAUAUAGGCCUACGACCAUUUUACAGUCUCUAGUCAGCUGACUGAAUUCGUUUCGCUCUGCAGUAAACGCAGAAUACCCUGCCACAUUGACUACGCGACUGAAAAAAAAAUGGCUACGCUGUAUGCGAAAUUAAUUCAAACAUGGCAUGCUUGUUUUACUUAAGGCCUUUUUCAAAGAACGGAGAACUCACUUGCGUAACACGCGCGUUCACUUCGGGAAUUUAUCUGUCACUCAGGCAAUGUAAUUUUUUGACAUUACACGUAUUUCCUACUGCCUGCCCCCUUCCCUGCGUAUUUGUUACUGCCUACCCCCCUUCCUUGGGUUAUGUUUAGAAAAUUCAAUAUACGUUUUUCUAAUCAGCUUUGCAGUAGUCUUUGGACUUCUCAUUUUUGGUUCUAAAUAUUUUGGCUGAUUAGAUUCCAACGCCUGUCCCUGUAUCAGGGACCUAGCCUACCUAGCAGGCGCUUAGAAGUAGUGGGCGCAUGAAAGAACGGGCGCGCGAGAGAGGGAACUCCCCCUCCCUCCCUCCGUCUCCUCUUGCGUGUCUCCCUCUCGCGCGCCCGUUUUCUCUUGCGCCCACACUUCCAAGCGCCUGCUACGCACGCUGUCAGGGGCAUCAAGGCUAUGUUCGUACUUUAACCCUUUAAGUCCCAAUAGUGACCAACAACAAUUUUCUCCUAACGAUAUCCAUAGAUUGUCAAGAGAUACAGUUAUGAGAAUUAACAAAUGAUCACCAAAGAGAAAAUGCCUUGAUCUUUUAUUAAAUUCUCUCAACUAAUUCUUAAAGGAAAUGUAUGGAGAUCAGUUUGGAGAAUUUGUAUUUGGAUAUUGGGACUGAAGGGGUUAACGGAUAGCUCAGUUUACGUGCCGACACGAAAAGCUAUCGGAAGUAGUAUGAAUACGUAUCAUAUGUACCGCGCCAAAAUCACCGUUGUAUGUGUAAACAGAAGCCCUUAUCUAACUUAACAACACUACCUAACAACAGCUUUGCACGUGCAGCACACUUUUUUGUACAUUUCUUUAUCGUCUCCGCACCACCACGACGUGAAAAUGUUUAUUUCCACUUCUCUUUACGGCGUAGACGCCGUCGUAAUCCACCGUCAUAAACUACGUCGUCUUCCAUCGGGUGAUCACAAGACAAGCAAACUUCAUUGAUGAUGUGGGGAAGUAACAGAGGCUUUUGGAGUGGCAUUCAUUCCGUCGGAUCCAUUUCCUGAUGUUAAUGUGUACUGCGGUGGUGUUACACUUGCUGUAUACUCUGGUGGGGGCUGUUGGAAGGUAUUGAUGGCCGGUUGCGGGAGGUGAGAUGUGGUGCUUUCUGUCAAGUGCCCGAAAGGAACGUUGGAGAAUGCCAUUAAACGUUGUUGCCGUCUCCGGUGAUAAAAGUAGCCGAAGACUACGAUAGCAACAAUAACAACAAAUGCACAUGCUGCGGUAACAGGUAUGAUGAUGUUCAGAUUGCAUUUCGUGCCAUUUUUACACUUCCUACCACAGCAAACUUGACCACCAGAGCAGUCAGAGUUUAAAGUACAGCCUUGACCACUACAAUCUUUCCCUUGAACACACACAUCAUUACAGCAUGAUUCAUCAAAACCACAUUCCGACUGCAGCACGCAGAAGCGACCGAUGCAAUUGUUGCCUUGAACGCAUCUGGAAUCACAGCAUACCGAGUUACUCGGACACUGAGUGUUGGAAGAGCAGUAAUCACCGAGGCAAGGUGUUGUUUCGAAGCGACAAAUCCCGACUGAAGUCUGUCUGCAACACUUUUCCGAAUAUCUGCAAUCGCUCGAGCUGGAACAGGAUUCACCGAUGCACUUCACGCCAGAAAUAAAUGCCCCCAAAACAAUCAACGUACACAAUAUGAUAUUUUUCUUGUAAGAUAAACAGAGCACCAUACCAACUCUUAGUAAUGCCAUCCUUUAGAUUUGCGAGUUCUCGGUUCUCGACUUCGCGUGAUCAAAUGUUGCUUGAGACGGUAUUAUCCUCAAAAAAUAUGUAAAUUUUGUAGGCGUUUUCUUACGUCAGAUCCCCCUGUAUCCGCCUUACUAACUUUCAGAAAUAUAAACCAUUUAUUAAUGGCCUCAAUAAGCGAUAAAUGAUCGGUAAACCCUAUGACGUUGCCAAGAUAAUUCAUUGUUAAAAUAGGGUCACUCUCUUCGGAUCCAGUCUAACCUGAACCUCUGAUUGAUUUAUUAUUAUGCGGAAGCUGUACUGCAGAAUUUUCAAUUGAUUUAUUACCUUUAUUGAACUUGCAUAAAAUUUAACAAGCGCUAUCAGAAAUUUAAGGAAGUGAGUGAUAGUGACUUGACUAAUUUUAACCACAAAUCUUUGCACCACUUGUCACGUCAUAACUCUCUCGCGAGGUUCCUUGGGUCGACCGUGAUGUACAUUUACACUUUAUUGCAUCUUCAGUCUCUGGGGUCAAAAAAAUGCAUGUUUCGCAAAAUUCUCCGCAGAGGGUAAAAAGUAGGCCUACGACUAUUUUACAGUCACUGGUCAGCUGACUGAAUUCGUUUCGCUUUUUUACAACUUUCUUUCUUGGCUGUGGAGUAACCGCAGAAUACCCUGCCACAUUGACUACGUCACUGAAAAACAGUGGCUACGCGGUAUGCGGAAUUAACUCAAGCGUGGCACGCCUGUUUUUCUUUUUUUUAAAGAACGAGGAAAUCACUUUUAUUUCUCACUUAAAGAAUGUAUUUUUGACAUUACAUGUUUCUCUUAUUGCGUACCCCCAGGGAGAGGGUACUUAGGUUAAUUUUUGCUGUGUAUGUGCCGCUGGCCUCUCAGAGUCCCUGUAGAUCCUAUUUUAGUCACUUCUGGGCAAAUGUAAUUUUCGCGAUCCCCACUUAGUCACUUUCUAUUUAUGCAUCUACCUUAUCAAUCUUUUAAAUAGGUCAUCCUAAAAGGAAUUGACCCAUCUUUUUAAAUUGACUGAAGACCUUACUUUUUACGUACAGUAGAAAGAUUGAGUUACUUUUACUAACCGUUAAUGUAAAGAACUUUCUUACCCCAAAAAUCCGAAAAUGUGCGACCCUAUUCUAUUUACUCCCUUGAAAAUGCAGCCCCGUUAUAGUCAAUCCAGUCGUGAAAAUGCGACCCCACCCAGGGGCACAUCCCCACUAGCCUCUAGUAAGCAAGUACCACCUCCUCCCCCCCCCCCCCCCGGGCCCCCCUGCCCCCAUAAAGGCGCCCUAAGCCCACUUUUUCCAUUUACCCGGAACCCACGUUUUGUGCCCUGCCGAAAAAACAAUGGGGAAAAAUUUAAAUACCUAUCCCCUUGUCAGAUCCCCCUUAAUAGUUUACGGAGGGGCGCCCUUUCCCCCUAACUUUUUUUACCCCAAAAACCCAAAAUGUGCGCCCCCUUUUUUUUUUCCCCCCUUAAAAAGCCGCCCCCUUUUAACCAACCCCGGCGGGAAAAACGCCCCCCCCCCCGGGGGCCCCCCCCCCCUGCCCCUAGAAAGGAAGUACCCCCCCCCCCCCCCCCCCCCCCGGGGCCACCUGUCCCUAUACAAGGGACCUUAAGGCUAUCUUCGUACUUUACCGGAUAGCUCGGUUGUCGUGCCGACACGAAAAGCUAUCGGGAAAAUUAUAAAUACCUAUCCGAUAUGUCAGUCUCCACUUAAGAGAUCGGCGAGGCGCUGCUUCGCACCGUUACGGAAAUCGCGCCGAAAUCAUCGUUCUAUGUGUGAACAGAAGUCCUAUCUAACAAAAAAACUUCUAGCCUGCGUAGCAAGCGUUUUCAAUCGAGUUAUUACGCGAAAGGUAGAGCGGGAGCUAAAAACAAAUGGAAGAGCGAAGGGGAGGGAGAAAAGGAAACCUUCUCUCCCCUCCCCUCCCCUCCCCCGUCAUUCCUUUUUUCAGGGUUUGUACAGGUCAUGGAAAACCAACAACAACAACAACAACAAAACUUCAUUAAUAAACAAAUAAAAUUACGGACUAAAGAAACACAGAAUUAAACAAAUAAAUUGUAAAGGUAGAAACUAUAAUAAGCAAGGUUUUUGGUUUUUGACAUGUUUGACUAAUUGAACGUCUGUGAUUUUCUUCAGUUGAUUCUUGAGAUGUUGAAUUCCUUUUCCUAACGCUUGGUUUUCUUUUCUUAGUUUCUCAGUUCCGGUCAUAGUUGAGUAAAAGUUAAAAGAUUUAGAAGAAAUUUAGUAAGAAGCCCAGAGUGAUCGAGAACACGCCCGACUAGUACGCUCUCGGUACCAGUUUUCUCUGGGAAGUCAUGAAAUUUAAGAAAGUCAUGGAAAUUUAAGGCUAUGUUUGGGAGAUUAGUCACUGCAGAUACUAAUGCUAGGAAAAUGUAAGACAGAGACGAGUGAUUAAACAUUGCAAAUUGUACGCAUUUUAGUGGACACCAGAGUUUGUCUGUUGUGCUGAGUUAGGGCGAAAAAUUCCCUAAAACAAGGAAAAUUUUGAGACGCGUUCGAAUGUUGUUGAAGUGAGGGGAUUUAGAUCUGUGACUCGGGAUGCUACUCAAUCGCGAAAAGGCGGUCGGGAUUCCGGCGGAAUAGUCUUACUUUAAAAAUGCAUUUCAUGACUGGAUUUCAAUUGUCAAAAAGACCUGCAAUUUCCUAUGGUUCAAGAUUGACAAAGACUAUGCCGAAACCGUCAAAGAUAUCUAUCUAUACGUGUGGCCUUUAUAUACCUCCAUGUAAUUCACCGUAUUUUAAUGUAGAAUUAUUUGAAGAAGGGAGUUUAUGGGUGACUUGAACGCUAGAACUGGAAAGUAUUCCGACAGUGUUUGUAAAGAGGGAAAUAACCUCAUUACAAACGUCCAAUCAGAAUUCUCUCACUGCCCAACCCAGAGAAAUAAUUUUGUUAACGAAUUAAACUGUCACGGUAAAAGGCUCCUUGAAAUUGUAAAAGUGCAGACCUUAGGAUUCUACAGGGAAGAGUCAGUGGUCAUACCCUAUACCAUACGUGAGCAAUACCAUGAUACUCUGGCCCAAUACAAGAAAUUACUUAAUUCUAAAAAGAAUGAUUAUUACAAUGCCAAGAUAUCGGAGCUAGAAAAAACUGCAGACAAUUCAGAGGCUUAAACUUUCUGGCAAUGCCUCAAAUCGAAGGACGACACUAGAAAAGGAGAGGAUUUUCCAUCAAUCUCGGAAGAAAAACUGGCUGCAACAUUUCCACAAUCUUCAUUAAAAUGAACCUCUUAACCCAGCACAGCAAAACAUUUGCAAUGAGCUACGACAAAAUCAAUGCCAUGGUCAACACUCUCGUACUUUAGAUUUCAUGAUAACUGAAAGAGAAAUACGUAAAGCUGUAAAAAAGUUAAAGAAUAAUAAAUCACCAUUUUCGGAUAAAAUUAGAAAUGAAAUGAUAAAAGCUUAGGUACUGAUACACUGAUGCCCGUAUAUGAAAAUUAUUUAAUUCAAUUCUUAACCAAGGGACCAUGCCACAGACUUGGUGUGGUGGUGUUAUUACUCCCAUUUAUAAAUCGGGCGGACGAAGCGAUCAGGCAAACUACCUGGGUAUCUGUGUCUCCAGCUGCCUGGGAAAACUAUUUUGUUCCAUCUUAAACCAACGACUUUUCGAGUAUAUCGUUUCUUUGAAUAUACUCCACAAAUCUCAAAUUGGCUUUUUACCGAAUAACCGCACAGCAGACCACGUCUUCACUCUCCGAGUACGUUCAUAAUCACAACGAAAAGAUCUAUGCUUGUUUUGUAGAUUUCAAAGACGCUUUUGACUCGGUCUGGCAUGACGGGCUCUUGAAUAAGCUGCUGCAAAUUGAUGUAGGUGGUUCAUUUUAUAACUUAAUUAAAAACUUAUAUCACAACUCUUCCUGCUGGAUUAAAAUUGCCCAAAAACAAACGCGAUCAUUCCGUUAUGCGAGAGUUGUGAGGCAAUGCUGUAUCUUAAGUCCACUGCUUUUUAAUCUUUAUAUUAACGACCUACCUUUCGCAUCUGAAAAUACAUUAUCUGAUCCUUUUGUUUUGCCAAACGGUGCAAACUAAAUUCUCUAUUAUAUGGAGACGAAUUAAUCAUUUCAUCACGAUCCAAAACAGGAUUACAAAAUUGCCUCGAUAAACUAUUUUCAUUCUGAACUUCAUGGACGAUGAAAAUCAAUCCCAAGAAAACAAAAAUUAUGGUUUUUCAGAAACGUGCGAGAAAAAAUGCUGAUUUUGACCUUCUCAUAGAUAGUCAAACAAUUGAUGUUGUACAAGAGUACACUUACUUAGGAACUCAGUGUCACAUGAACAUCUCAAGGAGAAAGCUCUUCAUGCCCUCUUCAGCUUGAGACGACACACAAAUCUUAGCAAACUAAAAGCAGCUCUCGCCUGUAACAGAUUUGAUACUAUGAUCUCCCCUAUUCUAACAUAUAACAGUGAAAUUUGGAGUUUGUAUGCCAAAACAGAUUUUAAGACCUGGGACGGCUCACAAAUCGCGAAGGCACACCUUCAAUUUUGUAAACGAUACUUGGAGGUAAACAACAAAGCUUCUAAUAUAGCUUGUAGAACAGAGCUUGGUCGUUUUCCUAUAAAUAUCACAAUCAAUCAAAGAAUUCUCAAAUACAUUUUGUAUAUACAGUCUAAAGAUGAGGAAUCUCUCGUCGAACAAGUUUUUUUAAUGUCAUUCGACUUACACUGUAAUGGCAAUAAUAGCUUCCACUCUCAUUUUAUGAAUAUGUCAGAAUACUUUGAGACUUUAACCCUGAGAUAUAUCUAUGGUAAAAAGCUAUGUAAGCUCAAUGAAACAGGAAUAUAUCUCAUAUUGGCAAAACACCCUUCAACAUUCUCGAAAACUUGAAUUUUAUAGCUCUUUUAAAACCGAUCAUACCUCCUGUAGUUAUUUAGACUGAACAAGAAGAACAGCUGGGAGAAGAGCUUUAGUAAAACUACGAAUAAGCAAUCACAAACUAAUGAUAGAAAUAGGCAUAUACAAUCAAACUGCGAAGGACAAUAGGCAUUGCCCUUUUUGUGGAUGCAAUGUAAUGGAAGACGAAGUUCACUUCCUUUUUCAAUGUCCUACAUACUCUAUGAUUAGGAAUAAAUUUAAAGUCAAGACUCUGAUUCCAGAUAUUACCCAGUUACCUAUAAACGGUUUGAUCAAUGAACUGAUGAACUCUUCUUAUUACUUUAUCAAUAUGCAAUUCGUAAAAUAUAUUUUAGCUUGUUUUGAUGUUCGUAACAAAUUAUUAUCAAAGUAACGUAAUUGCCCUGUGUUGUAAUGUUGAUUCCUAAACAUAGCUUUUGCAAUACUGUAUGUGCUUGUAUGGUCAUGCAAAUAAAGCUCGUUGUUGUUGUUGAGAAAUAUUUAACGUGGCAGCUAAACCUAAGGUCAUGGAAAAAGUGGAAAGGUCGUGGAAAAGGUGGAAAGGUCAUGGAAAAAGUGGAAAGGCCAUGGAAAAAGUGGAAAGGUCAUGGAAAAAGUGGAAAGGCCAUGGAAAAAGUGGAAAGGUCAUGGAAGAAGUGGAAAGGUCAUGGAAAAAGUGGAAAGGUCAUGGAAAAAGUCAUGGAAAGUCAUGAACUUGAAGAGCUCAAAAGAGUACGAACCCUGUUUUUUGCUCUUGCCCCAACUUUCUCGACAAACUAGCGUGGAAACGCUUGCUAUGCAGACUACAACACUACCUAACAACAGCUUUGCACGUGCAGCACACUUUUUAGUACAUUUUAUCGUCACCGCUCGACCACAACGUGAAAAUGUUUAUUUUCACCUUUUAUGGAGGACAUGAUUAAGCGACGGUCAAAUUUUCCUUCUCUUUAUGGCCUUUAGGUAUGUUACUUAGGAAUUCAACUCCAGUAGAUUUCGCCAACAUUUGACACAGAAAGUGAAAGGGAAUAAUUGAAAUGAAGAUCGAAAAAAUGCUAAUUCACUUUUUAAGCGACGUUUUCGUCGCCGUUGCCGUCGGCGUCCUCGGAUCUUAAGUCCCUAGUAAGUAAAUUAGGACGCCGUUGUAAUGAACCGUCAUAAACUGAGUCGUAUUUCAUCGGGUGAUCACAAGACAGGCAAACUUCAUUGAUGAUGUGGGGAAGUAACAGAGGCUUUUGGAGUGGCAUUCAUUCCGCCGGAUCCAUUGCUUGAUGUUAAUGUGUGCGGUGGUGUUACACUUGCUGUAUACUCUGGUGGGUGCUGUUGGAAGGGAUUGGUGAUCGGUUGCGGGAGGUGAGAUGUGGUGCUUUCUGUUAAGUGCCCGAAAGGAACGUUGGAGAAUGCCAUUAAACGUUGUUGCCGCCUCCGGUGAUAAAAAUAGCCGCAAACUGUAUGAUGAUGUUCAGAUUGCAUUUCGUGCCAUUUUUACGCUUCUUACCACAGCACGCUUGACCACCAGAGCACUCUAAGUCAUAAGGAUAGCUUUGACUUCUACAAUCUUUCCCGUAAACACACAAAUCAUUACAGCAUGAUUCAUCGAAACCACAUUCCGACUGCAGCACGCAGGAGCGACCGAUGCAACUUUUGCCUGGAACGCAUCAGCUACCACAGCAUACCGAGUUACGCGGACACUGAGUGUUGGAAGAGCAGUAAUCAGGGGCACCCAACGAGAAUAUAGUUAAAAACUACUUACCUUCUUAUAGGAAAUUAACUCUCCGUGAAAUUAACGCGAAUCAUUAAAAUUCCCGUUAAUUUAAGUCGCGGUUAUUUUGUUGAGCGUUAAUUUCCGCGACGUUAAUUAAGUGCAGCGUUAAUUUCCGCGCUCUUAAUUACCAGUAUUUUAACCCCAAUUUCGGAACCUGUCCAGACAUUCUUGACACCUAAAAAACAUUAACUACAAGCUUUCUUUCUUUCCAUUUACCUCUUAUUUUUCAUCUUUCACAAAAGCUAAGGCGUAGGUUUACAAUAUUUCGAGUUCAUCUUCAUCGUUGUCGCUGUCAGAAGUGAUGUCAAUAUCUUCUCCUUUGAUUUCGGCCAAGAUAAUCGCGUUAAUUUCCUUUUUUAUGAAAUUCUACCUCCUCUUUCGCGUUAAUUUUCUUUAUUCGAAAGUCAUUUUACAUAAAUUCGCGUUAAUUUAAAUCGCGUUAAUUUCCAAUACCUUAAUUUCAUAGAGCGUUAAUUUCCUAUAAUAAGGUAAACAUAGCAUUGUAAAUUUAUUUCAGUAUUUAAAAGAACAUUAAUAAUGGUUAUGCUUUUGUGCUCAGUAAUGAUUAUGAUAAGAUUAGCAAAAAUAUCCACGAUUAUAUGAAAGGCAUCAGAGUACCGUAUAAAUAUUGCAUCAAACAUUUCUAUAAUAAGGACACACUAAAAAUACAUUAUAAAGUUAUCCACCGAAUUGAAAAAUAAAAUUAUCACAAACUUAAAGCAAGUCAGUAUCUAUUUAACAUACCUUUUUUACAUUCCAUAAUUAUAUACAUGAUAUAUAUAUGGAAGAUUUUAUCCGUCUUUUAGCCAAACAACAAUCUCUAUCAGGAGGCACUAGUUUAAUAUCUAUGUAUAUUCCUCCAAAUGGUGGAGUAAGCCUUAGUAAACAAAAAUUGACCAAUGAAAUGGGACUUGUCUCAAAUAUUAAGUCAAAAGUCGUACAAAAACACACAAAAACCGCCCUAAAAUGAGCAUUAUAGCAACUAAACCAGCUAUAAGAACCAAGAAUUUCAUGCCAUGGGUUAUUACUACUAUCUGGCGUCAUAAAACAUACUUGUGAAGGAUACAAAGGAUCAGUACUCAUUGAACCUGAGCAAGCGAUAGAAAAAGCUGAUUAUAAAUGCGGUAAGAGCUUUUAUUUAGAUCCUAUUUUAGAUACUUAUAAAAAGAAAAUAAUUGAAAAUCCAAUAGUCGACAAACUAUUGGAUAUGAUUGCAAAAGCAAAUAUAGACAGGUUGGAUUUUGGACUCAAAAAAAAUAACCAAUAAUCAUUCUCAUGUUGUAUUCACAAAUGAGGAUAAAUAUCAGAACUAUCAACCUGAUCCUGACUCAAAAACCAAAAUAAUAUAUAGUCAUAAACUAUUUCAGUAUGGUGAUAUGGUUGGGCUUCGAUAUUAUUAAAGUCAAACCGGAUUCCCAAGGUCAAAUUCCUGGAAUCCAAUUCGGAGAAAAUGCUGACGUCAUCAAAAACCCAAGGACAAAUCCAGAAUAUAUGAUAUGCGCCGGUGCCGCCACGUACUACACUACUUUUAAACGGUAGAUAUAGGCAUGUUUUUACCCCCUAAAAAUUUUUUAUCUGUUCGGAUCUCCUAGCUGAAAGUCUAGUGAUCCGAAAAUUGUAGGGAUCAAAACUUACCUAUUCGAAAAUUUCAGCCAGAAAAAAGGCUCCCGAACAUUCUAGGUGACCGUUUUAGGAUAAAAAUUCGUUAAAAAUGGGCAAUUAUACCAUUUUUUAGAUGUUUGAAAAUCCUAAGAGGGGCAGGCGAGCAAGAAAUUUUACUACAAAUGUUCCGAAAAUUCUAGAUCUCAAAUCGUCUUCUGAACAGAUAUUUUCCGAAAAUUGACGUUGGGUGCCCCUGAGUAAUCACCGUGUUUUGAAGUGACAAAUCCCGACUGAAGUCUGUCUGCAACACUUUCUCAGGAAUAAUCGCAAUCGCUUGAACUGAAACAGGAUUCACCGAUGCACUUCACGCCAGAAAUAAAUGGUCCCAAAACAAUCUACUAAGUACACAAUAUGACAUUCUUCCUGUAAGAUAAACAGAGCACCAUACCAACUCCUAGUAAUGCCAUCCUUUAGAUUUACGAGUUCUCGGCUCUCAACUUCGCGUGGUCCAAUGUUGCUGCAAACGCAUUUCUCUCACAAUAUAAAUUUAUAGGCUUUCUCUGACGUCAGAGCCACCUGUAUCGGCCUUCCAUAUUUCCAGAAAAGUAAAUCACUUUUCAAGACAAAGUACAGACCUCGCUACCGGCUUUUUAUUUAGUAUUUUACAGAAUAGUUGUUGGGAUUGAGCUCAGACACUUAACCUCUAUUCUUGUUUUUCAAUUGAUGAGAAAAAUCCCAUUAUUCUUCGAAAGAGACAAAAACCAAAUGAAAUUUUAAGAGCGUUAACCACCCCUCCCCCCCACCCCCUGCUUUGAGUGGUUCUCACAGUAACAUGAAGUCUAUGAGUCAGCAGAUUGCCAUCGUUUCUAUGUCAACCAUUACCCGGUAUUGAAAGAACGGCUUUUGAUUAGCUACAGGCCUAAUUCCUGAUAUUGCUAUGGCGGAAACAUUUCAGCUACUUGCAAAUAUCAUCGAUUCAAUUUAAGCGUGGUACGCUUGGUUUGCUUUAGGGCCUUUAUUGUAAGGAACCAGGAUAUCACAUCUACACGGGCGUUCAGUUUGGAAAUUUAUUUCUCACUUAGGGAAUACAUGUAUUUCUUGAGGUUAUUACUUACAGCGUACCGCUUACCAUGUAGCUACCAGGGACCUUAAGGUUAUGUUCAUACUAUACAGGAUAGUUCAGUUUUCGUGCCGACACGAAAAAAAAGAAGCCAUCCAGUAUCGUAUGAACACUUAUCCGUUAUGUGACUGUACAUUAGAGAUCGGCCCGGCGCUGCUUCGCUCCGUUACAGAAAUUGUGCCGUUCUUUCUGUGAUCAUAAGUCCUAUCUGGUAUAGUUUUAUGCCGGUAAAGUGGUCACAGCCUGAGAUCAGACGACAGCGACAGCGACGAGAACGGGCCAGAAAAUCAAUGGGUUCUGAAAAAGCAACAACAACAACAACAGCAGCUUUGCACGUGCAGCACACUUUCUUUCUUCUACACUUCUUUGCCGUCAACGCAAGACCACGACGGGAAAAUGUCCAUUUUCAGGUUUUAUAAAGGACAAAAACGAGCGAAGACCAGAUUUUCCUUCUCUUUAUGGCCUCUAGAUAUGUUCCUAAGGAAUUCAACUCCAGUAGAUUUCGCCUACAUUUGACACAGAAAGUGAAAUGGAAUAAUUGAAAUGAAGAUCGAAAAAAAUGCUAAUUCACUUUUUAAGCGACUUUUUCGUCGCCGUUGCCGUCGCCGUCCUCGGAUCUUAAGUCCCUAGUAAGUAAAUUAGGACGCCGUUGUAAUAAACCGUCAUAAACUGAGUCGUAUUCCAUCGGGCGAUCACAAGACAAGCAAACUUCAUUGAUGAUGUGGGGAAGUGACAGAGGCUUUUGGAGUGGCAUUCAUUCCGCUGGAUCCAUUGCUUGUUGUUAAUGUGUACUGCGGCGGUGUUGCACUUGCUGUGUACUCUGGUGGGGGCUGUUGGAAGUUAUUAUUGACCGGUUGCGGGAGGUGAGGUGUGGUGCUUUCUUCUAAGUGCCCGUAAGGAACGUUGGAGAAUGCCAUUAAACGUUGUUGCCGCCUCCGGUUAUAAGAAUAGCCGAAGAUUGCGAUAACAGCAAUGACAGUAACUACACAUGCUGCGGUAACUCCUAUGAUGAUGUAUUGAUUGAUGUCUAUAUUGCAAUUUGAACCUUGACAAGUCCCACUACAACAGCUUUCUAAAAUUUGACAAUCGCUACUCUUCGAACAGGACUGAGCGAUGCAAUUCGUGCCAUUUGCACACUUCUGACCACAGCAAACUUGACCACCAGAGCAGUCAAAGUUAUCAGUACAGCCUUGACCACUACAAUCUUUCCCGUAAACACACAAAUCAUUACAGCAUGAUUCAUCGAAACCACAUUCCGACUGGAGCACGCAGGAGCGACCGAUGCAACUGUUGCCUGGAACGCAUCUGGAAUUACAGCAUACCGCGUUACGUGGACACUGAGUGUUGGAAGAGCAGUAAUCACCGAGGCAACUCGUGCCAUUUUUACACUUCUGACCACAGCAAACUUGACCACCAGAGCAGUCAAAGUUAUUAGUACAGCCUUGACCACUACAGUCUUUCCCUUGAACACACACAUCAUUACAGCAUGAUUCAUCGAGACCGCAUUCCGACUGCAGCACGCAGGAGCGACCGAUGCAACUGUUACCUGGAACGCAUCUGGAAUCACAGCAUACCGAGUUACUCGGACACUGAGUUGUGGAAGAGCAGUAAUCACCGAGGCAAGGUGUUGUUUCGAAGCGACAACUCCCAACUGAAGUCUGUCUGCAACACUUUUCCGAAUAUCCGCAAUCGCUCGAGCUGGAACAGGAUUCACCGAUGCACUUCACGCCAGAAAUAAAUGCCCCCAAAACAAUCAACGUACGCAAUAUGUCUCUUUUCUUGCAAGAUAAACAGAGAACCAUACCAACUCUUAGUAAUGCCAUCCUUUAGAUUUGCGAGUUCUCGCCUCUCGACUUCGCUUGAUGAAAUGUUGCCUCAGACGGUUUUAUCACGGAAAAAUAUGUAUAUUUUAUAGGCGUUUUCUUACGUCAGAUCCCCCUGUAUCCGCCUUACUUACUUACAGAAAUAUAAACCACUUUUUAAUGGCCUCAAUAAGCGAUAAAAGAUCGGUAAACCCUAUGACGUUGCCAAGAUAAUUCAUUGUUAAAAUAGGGUCACUCUUUUCGGAUCCAGUGUAAAUUGAACCACUGAUUGAUUUAAUAUAAUGCGGAAGCCGUACUGCAGGAUUUUCAAUUGAUUUAUUACGUCUAUUGAACUUGCAUAAAAUUUAACAAGCGCUAUCAGAAAUUUAAGGAAGUGAGUGACAGUGAGACUUAAGAGCUCUUGACUUGACUAAUUUUAACCACAAAUCUUGAUUGAUUUAAUAUAAUGUGGAAGCUGUACUGCAGAAUUUUCAAUUGAUUUAUUACCUGUAUUGAACUUGCAUAAAAUUUAACAAGCGCUAUCAGAAAUUUAAGGAAGUGAGUGACAGUGAGACUUAAGAGCUCUUGACUUGACUAAUUUUAACCACAAAUCUUUUAAUUGACCCAUUUUUUUAAAUUGACUGAAGACUUUGCUUUUUACGUAGAGCAGAAACAUCGCGACGUAAUUGACCAAUCAGAUCAAUAACCAGAGUAUAAUACCAUCAACUGACGUGAUACAACUCACUUUGAUUCUGAAGAUGACUACCGCACAGGUUGUCGAAACGUGAGUUACUGUCGACAACAGUCCUAUUCAGGACUACGUUCACCCGGACGAUCAAACUCAACCUACUUUUGAAAACUUUAUUAAUAACCAAAUAAAAUUACAGACUGGAGAAACACAGAAUUAAAUAAAUAAAUUGUAAAAGUAGAAACUAAUAAGCAAGAUUGUUGUUUUUUGACAUGUUUGACUAAUUGAACGUUAGUGAUUUUCUUCAGUUGAUUCUCUAGAUGUUAAAAUUUCUUUUCGUAACGCUUGGUUUUCUUUCCUUAGUUUCUCAGUUCCGGUCAUAGUUGAGUAAAAGUUAAAAGAUUUAGAAGAAAUUUGGUAAGAGUGAGUGAGUGUAGUUGACUACGUAGUGUGUGACCAGGGUCUUUUAUCACACGUUGCAAAUUUUGUAGUCAAAGGUCCACUGCAUUUGUUAGACCAUAGCCCUAUUACUACUUGGCUGAAUAUUAACAAAAAGACGAGUUACAAUCCCACCAUACUUGAAGGAGAUACUUCAACGCGUUUACCGAAACAAUUUCUGUGGGAAAACGACUCCGCUCAAAAAUUCAAGGAUGCUCUGAGGUCUCCCUGUAUACAAACACUAACACGCGAUUAUAUUGCCGGCGACACAUUCAAUGAAAAUACUGAGCUAUCCCUCGAAAAGGUGGAAAACAUUUUAAUCGCAACGGCUAAGUGUUGUUUAAAGAUAAGAGCAGGUAAAACGUGUAAGCGUAUCAAAUCAUUAUCAAACAAAAAAUGGUUCGAUAAAGAAUGUCGUUUGAAAAGGCAUGAAUUACGAAAACUAGCAAACAGGAACAUCGAGACCCUUUUAAUACUAUACCAUACGUGAGCAAUACCAUGAUACUCUGGCCCAAUACAAGAAAUUACUUAAUUCUAAAAAGAAUGAUUAUUACAAUGCCAAGAUUUCUGAGCUAGAAAAAACUGAGACAAUUCAGACGCGAAACCUUUCUGGCAAUGCCUCAAAUCGAAGGACGACACUAGAAAAGGAGAGGAUGUUCCAUCAAUCUCGGAAGAAAAUCGGCUACAAUAUUUCCACAAUCUUCAUUCAAAUGAACCUCUUAACCCAGCACAGCAAAACAUUUGCAAUGAGCUACGACAAAAUGAAUGCCAUGGUUAACACUCUCGUCCUUUAGAUUUCAUGAUAACUGAAAGAGAAAUGCGUAAAGCUGCGAAAAAGUUAAAGAAUAAUAAAUCACCAUUUUCGGAUAAAAUUAGAAAUGAAAUGAUAAAAGCUAGUAUUGAUACACUGAUGCCCGUAUAUGAAAAACUAUUUAAUUCAAUUCUUAACCAAGGGACCAUGCCACAGACUUGAUGUGGUGGUCUUAUCACUCCCAUUUAUAAAUCGGGCGGAAGAAGCGAUCCGGCAAACUACCGGCGUAUCUGUGUCUCCAGCUGCCUGGGAAAACUAUUUUGUUCUAUCUUAAACCAACGACUUUUCGAGUAUAUCGUUUCUUUGAAUAUACUCCACAAAUCUCAAAUUGGCUUUUUACCGAAUAACCGCACAGCAGACCACGUCUUCACUCUCCGAACCUUGAUAGAUAAGUACGCUCAUAAUCACAACGAAAAGAUCUAUGCUUGUUUUGUAGAUUUCAAAGACGCUUUUGACUCGGUCUGGCAUGACGGGCUCUUGAAUAAGCUGCUGCAAAUUGAUGGAGGUGGUUCUUUUUAUAACUAAAUUAAAAACUUAUAUCACAACUCUUCCUGCUCGAUUAAAAUUGCCCAAAAACAAACGCGAUCAUUCCGUUAUGCGAGAGGUGUGCGGCAAUGCUGUAUCUUAAGUCCACUGCUUUUUAAUCUUCAUAUUAACGACCUACCUUUCGCAUUUGAAAAUAUAUUAUCUGAUCCUUUUGCUUUGCCAAACGGUGCAAAACUAAAUUCUCAUAUAUAUGCAGACUAUUUAAUCAUUUUAUCACGAUCCACAACAGAACUACAAGAUUGCCUCGAUAAACUAUCUUCAUUCUGUACUUCAUAGAUGAUGAAAAUCAAUCCCAAGAAAACAAGAAUUAUGGUUUUUCAGAAACGUGCGAGAAAAAAAGGUGAUUUUCACUUUCUCAUAGAUAGUCAAAUAAUUGAUGUUGUACAAGAGUACACUUACUUAGGAACUCGAAUGUCCUCAUUGGGACAUUUUUCAGUCACGUGAACAUCUCAAGGAGAAAGCUCUUCAUGCCCUCUUCAGCUUGAGACGACACACGAAUCUAAGCAAACUAAAAGCAGCUCUCGCCUGUAAAAUAUUUGAUACUAUGAUCUCCCCUAUUCUAACAUAUAACAGUGAAAUUUGGAGUGUGUAUGCCAAACGAGAUUUUAAGACCUGGGAAGGCUCACAAAUCUAGAAGGCACACCUUCAAUUUUGUAAGCGAUACUCGGAGGUAAACAACAAAGCCUCUAAUAUAGCUUGUAGAGCAGAGCUUGGUCGUUUUCCUUUAAAUAUCACUAUCAGUCAAAAAAUUCUCAAAUACAUUUUGUAUAUACAGUCUAAAGAUGAGGAAUUUCUCGUCAAACAAGCGUUUUUAUUGUCAUUCGACUUACACUGUAAUGGCAAAAAUAGCUUCCGCUCUCAUUUUAUGAAUAUAUCACAACACUUUAAGCUUCCUGACUUUAACCCUGAUUUAUUAGAUACAGCUAUGGUAAAAAGCUAUGUAAGUUCAAUGAAACAGGAAUAUAUCUCAUAUUGGCAAAACACCCCUCAACAUUCUCAAAAACUUGAAUUUUGUAGAUCUUUUAAAACCGAUCAUACCUCCUCUAGUUACUUAGACUUAAGAAGAGGAACAGCUGGGAGAAGGGCUUUAGUAAAACUGCGAAGGAUAAUAGGCAUUGCCCUUUUUGUAGAUGCAAUGUAAUAGGAGACGAAGUUCACUUUCUUUUCCAAUGUCCUACAUACUCUAUGAUUAGGAAUAAAUUUUACCAUAAAGUCAAGAGUCUAAUUCCGGAUAUUACCCAGUUACCUAUAAACGGUUUGAUCAAUGAACUGAUGAACUCUUCUUAUUACUUUAUCAAUAUACAAUUCAUAAAAUAUAAUUUAGCUUGUUUUGAUGUUCGUAACAAAUUAUUAUCAAAGUAACGUAAUUACCCUGUGUUGUAAUUUUGAUUCCUAAACACAGCUUUUGCAAUACUGUAUGUGCUUGUAUGCAUGCAAAUAAAGCUCGUUGUUGUUGUUGAGAAAUAUUUAACGUGGCAGCUAAACCUAAGGUCAUGGAAAAAGUGGAAAGGGCAUGGAAAAAGUCAUGGAAAGUCAUGAAUUUGAAGACCUCAAAAGAGUAUGAACCCUGUUUUUUGCUCUUGCCCCAACUUUCUCAACAAACUCGCGUGGAAACGCUUGCUAUGCAGACUACAACACUACCUAACAACAGCUUUGCACGUGCAGCACACUUUUUUGUACAUAUUUUUAUCGUUACCACUCCACCACGACGUGAAAAUGUUUAUUUUCACGAUUUAUGGAGGACAUGAUUAAGCGACGGUCAAAUUUUCCUUCUCUUUACGGCGUGGACGCCAAAUUUUCCUUCUCUUUAUGGCCUUUAGAUAUGUUCCUUAGGAAUUCAACUCCAGUAGAUUUCGCCUACAUUUGACACAGAAAGUGAAAUGGAAUAAUUGAGAUGAAGAUCGAAAAAAUGCUAAUUCACUUUUUAAGCGACGUUUUCGUCGCCGUUGCCGUCGCCGUCCUCGGAUCUUAAGUCCCUAGUAAGUAAAUUAGGACGCCGCUGUAAUUAACCGUCAUAAACUGAGUCGUAUUCCAUCGGGUGAUCACAAGACAGGCAAACUUCAUUGAUGAUGUGGGGAAGUAACAGAGGCUUUUGGAGUGGCAUUCAUUUCGCCGGAUCCAUUGCUUGAUGUUAAUGUGUACUGCGGUGGUGUUACACUUGCUGUUUACUCUGGUGGGUGCUGUUGAAAGGGAUUGGUGAUCGGUUGCGGGAGGUAAGAUGUGGUGCUUUCUGUUAAGUGCCCGAAAGGAACGUUGGAGAAUGCCAUUAAACGUUGUUGCCGCCUCCGAUUAUAAAAAUAGCCGCAGACUACGAUAACAACAAUGACAAUAAAUGCACGUGCUGCGGUAACAGGUAUGAUGAUGUUCUGAUUGCAUUUCGUCAUUUUUACACUACUUACCACAGCGCGCUUGACCACCAGAGCAGUCAAAGUCAUACGUACAGCCUUGACCACUACAAUCUUUCCCGUAAACACACAAAUCAUUACAGCAUGAUUCAUCGAAACCGCAUCCCGACUGUAGCACGCAGGAGCGACCAAUGCAAAUUUUGCGUGGAACGCCUUUGCUACAACAGCAUACCGAGUUACGCGGACACUGAGUGUUGGAAGAGCAGUGAUCAGGGGCACCCAACGAGAAUAUAGUCAAAAACUACUUAAACAUAGCAUUGUAAACGUAUUUUAGUAUUUAAACGGUAGAUAUAGGCAUGUUGUUACCCCCUAAAAAUUUUUAUCUGUUCGAAUCUCCCAGCUGAAAGUCUAGUGAUCCAAAAAAUUGUAGGGAUCAAAACUUAUCUUUUCGAAAAUUUCAGCCAGAAAAAAGGCUCGCGAACAUUCUAGGUGACCUUUUUAGGACAAAAAUUCGUUAAAAAUGGGCAAUUAUACCAUUUUUUAGAUGUUCGAAAAUCCCAAGAGAGGCAGGCUAGCAAGAAAUUUUACAACAAAUGUUCCGAAAAUUCUCGAUCUCAAAUCGUCUUCCGAACAGAUAUUUUCCGAAAAUUGACGUUGGGUGCCCCUGAGUAAUCACCGAGGCGAGGUGUUGUUUUGAAGUGACAAAUCCCGACUGAAGUCUGUCUGCAACACUUUCUCCGGAAUAUCCGCAAUCGCUUGAACUGGAACAGGAUUCACCGUUGCUGUGCACUUCACGCCAGAAAUAAAUGCUCCCAAAACAGUCUACUAAGUACACAAUAUGACAUUUUAUUUGUAAGAUAAACAGAGCACCAUACCAACUCCUAGUAAUGCCAUCCUUUAGAUUUGCGAGUUCUCGGCUCUCAACUUCGCGUGGUCAAAUGUUAUUGCAGACGCAUUUAUCCCAGAAUAUAGAUUUGAUAGGCUUUUUCUGACGUCAGAGCCACCUGUAUCCGCCUUCCGUAUUUCCAGAAAAGUAAACCACUUUUCAAGACAAAGUACAGACCUCACUACUGGCUUUUUAUUUAGUAUUUUACAGAAUAGUUGUUGGGAUUGAUCGCAGACACUUAACUUCUAUUCUCGUUUUUCAUAUGAUGAGAAUACCCAUUAUUCUUCGAAAGAGACAAAAACAAAAUGAAAUUGUUAGAGCGUUAAACCUCCCGGCAUUGAGUGAUUCUCGCAGUAACAUGAAGUCUAUGAGUCAGCAAAUUGCCAUCGUUUCCAUGUGAACCAUUACCCGGUAUUGAAAGAACGGCUUUUGAUAUAGCUACAGGCCUAAUUCCUGAUAUUGCUACGGCGGAAACAUUUCAGCUGCUUGCAAAUAUCAUCGAUGGCAUGCUUGGUUUGCUUUAGGGCCUUUAUUGUAAGGGACGAGGAUAUCACAACUACACGCGCGUUCAUUUUGGAAAUUUAUUUCUCACUUAGGGAAUACAUGUAUUUCUUGACGUUAUUACUUACAGCGUACCGCUUACCAUGUAGCUACCAGGGACCUUAAGGCUAUGUUCACACUAUAAUGGAUAGUUCAGUUUUCGUGCCGACACCAAAAGCUAUCCAGUAUAGUAUGAAUGAACACUUAUCCGUUAGGGACUUGUCAGAAAUUAGCAGGGGGGGAGGGGGGUGGGAAUUUUAAAUUUGGGUUCGCAAAUUAGGUGACCCAUCCCUCCAAUGGGAGUGAAAUUUGCAAACCCUCCCCUUAAGCUUGGCCUAAAAUAGCAUGACCCUCCCCACCUAAAGAAUUGAAAGAAAAAUGUUCCAGGCUCUUUAAGGUGCAGUAUUCCGAGCCAACAAGAAAAAAAAGGAAACAAAAACAAAAUAAAAGGAAAGCAAAAGAAAGCUAGGACAAAAAGAAUGGAAGCUAACUGCAAAAAGGUUAUUGAAACCAUUGCACCUCAGCAAGAGUCGCAUAAUGUUACAGAACCUAUUGGCCCAUUAUCUCUUCAUUAUGAAGGAAUAAGUGGGCUCCUCAAAACACAAAGGCCCUAUGCCCAAUACGCCUUUGAGGAGGGUUGUUCACCAAUGAAUAACAGGAACUUAUUUUCAAGCAAUAUCCAAGCUUGAACUUAAAUGAAAAUCAUGAUGAUGAUGAAAGUGAUUGUAUCAUGAUGAUGAAAGUGAUUGUAUCAAUGCUGAUGACAAAAAUGAUGAUGACAGCAGCAUUGAUGGUGACCCUGAAGACAGUGAUGAAAAGGAUAGCCAAAAUUCUAAUAACAUUAAUAACAACCCAGUUAUUCAUAAUAAAAAUGCAAUAAGACUCUAUAGCAUUGCCGUGUAAUAAAUGAAAAGUAGAUGUUUGUUAAAUUCUUGCAAUAGUACUUCACAGUUUAUAUCCAUAAUGCUCCGUUGUUCUUUAAUUUUUUUUCUUUUUUUUUUACCAAAUAAAGAACUUCCUUUUUCUUCUGCAGGUGAACCUCUACAUGAUCACGGGCCUAUAUUUGCAUGACCCUCCCCCUUUUAACGGCCCAUUUUUCAUUACCCCUCCCUUUUCUGAGUCUCAAAAAGUUGUGACCCUCCCUCUGUUUCCACCCCCCCUCCCCCCCUCCUAAUUUCUGACAAGUCCCUUAUGUGACUGUACUUUAGAGAUCGACCCGGCGCAGCUUUGCUCCGUUACAGAAAUUGUGCCGUUCUUUGUUUGAACAUAAGCCCUAUCUGGUAAAGUUUUGUGCUGGCUAAGAAGCUAUCCGGUAAAGUGAACACAGCCUGAGAUCGGACGACAGCGACAGCGACGAGAACGCGUCAGAAAAUCAAUGGGUUCUGAAAAAAAAAAACAACAACAACAGCAGCUUUGCACGUGCAGCACACUUUCUUUCUUCUACAUUUCUUUGCCGUCGACGCACGACCACGACGGGAAAAUAUCUAUUUUCAGGUUUUAUAAAGGACAAAAACAAACGAAGACCAAAUUUUCCUUCUCUUUUCUUAGGAAUUCAACUCCAGUAGAUUUCGCCUACAUUUGACACAGAAAGUGAAAUGGAAUAAUUGAAAUUAAGACCGAAAAAAUGCUAAUGCACUUUUUAAGCGACGUUGUUGUCGCCGUUGCCGUCGCCGUCCUCGAAUCUUAAGUCCCUAGUAAGUAGAUUAGGACGCCGGUGUAAUAAAGCGUCAUAAACUGAGUCGUAUUCCAUCAGGUGAUCACAAGACAGGCAAACUUCAUUGAGGAUGUGGGGAAGUAACAGAGGGUUUUGGAGUGGCAUUCAUUCCGCUGGAUCCAUAGCUUGUUGUUAAUGUGUACUGCGGCGGUGUUACACUUGCUGUGUACCCUGGUGGGGGCUGUUGGAAGUUAUUAUUGGCCGUUUGCGGGAGGUGAGAUGUGGUGCAUUCUGCUAAGUGCCCGAAAGGAACGUUGGAGAAUGCCAUUAAACGUUGUUGCCGCCUCCGGUUAUAAAAAUAGCCGAAGAUUAUGAUAACAGCAAUGACAGUAACUACACAUGCUGCGGUAACUCCUAUGAUGAUGUAUAGAUUGCAAUCUGAACCUUGACAAGUCCCACUACAACAGCUUUCUGAAAUUUGACAAUCGCUUUCCUUCGAACAGGACCGACCGAUGCAAUUCGUGCCGUUUGUACACUUCUGACUACAGCACGCUUGACCACCAGAGCAGUCAAAGUUAUCAGUACAGCCUUGACCAUGACAAUCUUUCCCGAAAACACACAAAUCAUUACAGCAUGAUUCAUCGAAACCACAUGACGACUGUAGCACGCAGGAGCGACCGAUGCAAUUGUUGCCGGGAACGCAUCUGGAUCUACAGCAUACCGAGUUACGUGGACACUGAGUGUUGGAAGAGCAGUAAUCACCGAGGCAAGUUUCUCUCUUGAGGUGACAAAUCCCAACUGAAGUCUGUCUGCAACACUUUUCCGAAUAUCCGCAAUCGCUUGAGCUGGAACAGGAUUGACCGAUGCAUUUCACGCCAGAAAUAAAUGCCCCCAAAACAAUCAACGCACACAAUGUGACAUUUUUCUUGUAAGAUAAACGAAACACCAUACCAACUCCUAGUAAUGCCAUCCUUUAGAUUUGCGAGUUCUCGGCUCUCAACUUCGCGUGGUCAAAUGUUAUUGCAGACGCAUUUAUCCCAGAAUAUAAAUUUGAUAGGCUUUUUCUGACGUCAGAGCCACGUUCAUCCGCGUUCCUUACUUGCAGAAAUAUAAACCACUUUUUAAGACAAUGUACAGCACUCACCCUAGCGGCUUCUUAGUUUAGUACUUUAUAGAAUAGUAGUUGGGAUUGAUAUCAAACACUUAACUUUAUUCUAGUUUUUCAUAUGAUUAGAAAAAUCUCAUAAUUCUUGAAAGGAGAUAAAGAUACAAAAUGAAAUUGUUAGAGCGUUAAACCCCCCUCAUUGACCGCAAAAAUAGAAAGUCUAUGAGUCAGCAAAUUGCUCUCGUUUCCAUGUCAACCAUUACCCGGUAUUGAAAGAACGGCUUUUGAUAUAGCUACAGGCCUAAUUCCUGAUAUUGCUUUGGCGGAAAUUACCUGCUAGCAAAGGUCUCUCACGACGAUGCAAAAAUGAGAGAAAGGGAAGACUCUCUCUCCUUUCUCUCAUUUUUGCCUCGUCUUUAGAGACCUCUGCUAGCAGGGAAUGGCGGAAACAUUUCAGCUACUUGAAAAUAUCAUCGAUUUAGAAUCUCAUAAAUUUUGCAUAGUCGUUUGAAAUGUCUGUAUGCUUUUUCAUGAACCUCAGAUUUGUUAGGGUAUGUUAUAAAGUAUUAUUUGGUUUUGUUAGUGUGCUUAUUUUUUACAUUCAUAUGUAGGUGGUUUAUUAUGAAUAUAUUUGCGUUCGAGGUACGAGAACGCAACCCCUAAUUUGUGUUGGUUGUUCUGUAUUAUUACUGGGUGUCCUGUGUAAUUAAUAAGGGAGGUUUUUUUUGAGACUGCAUUUGUGUCGACACACAUUUGCCUCGCUUUGAGGCGAUUGCUUACGUUUUGCCUCACUUUGACGCGCUAACUCACGUGGUGAUUCGAGUGUUCUCGGCGUUCAUUUUUCAAACGUUUUCUGAGGUCUGCUAUUUGUCUUUGUAACGCGUACAUAUCUCAAGAAUUUCCUGAAGGUCUACAAUCGAUGUGUGUUUAUUGAAUCUUUAAAAAUUGUCUUUUGAAAAUGUGUGCGACUGCUGGUGCAUGCAUGAAUGAAACCGGGUUGUUUAGCUCGGCGACCGUUGUGCCACAAAGUAAAUCUACCGAGUUGUGUAGCUCGGCGGCCGUUUUGCCACAAAGUAAAUCUACUGCGAUGUAAAGGUCGGCGGCCGUUGUGCCACAAAGUAAAUCUACUGCGAUGUGAAGCUCGGCGGCCGUUGUGCCACAAAGUAAAUCUACAGCGAUGUAAAGGUCGGCGGCGCCACUUCAUCAUGACUAGUGAUAUUUUCGGCACCGGACAAACGAACAUUUUUGCUCUAUGUUAUCUAUUCGGAAAAACUUAUAGACCAGCCUACAGUAGCGUCACACUCAAGUCACUGAAAUCAACACACUUUAUUAAAUUACUAAAAAAGUUAUUGACGUGAGCCGCACACACAUUCCACUGAAGUCUUUGAUGAUUCCCUUGAAACGUGUGAGAGGUGUAGCGUAAGUGAACCACUGUCCAAACACAAUUCAUUGUGCUCCAGCGUUCAUCCCAAAAAAUGUGGGCUUGGGUCUUUAAUAUCAACACAAGUUAAGAAGACUUGCCAGUAACGGUUUCAUUUUUGUCCACUAACAAAAGAAAAAGAAACCCGGGUUAAACGCUAAUCAGGCCUUCAAACAACUGCGCCCUGUAGAACAUCUUUUGUACUUUCUAUAAAUUUACUCGCCCGACGCACUCUGGGUCCACUCUGGUCAGUUUACUGUCUCCUCAAAUUACAAGCACUUGAGACGAACCAUACGAUAUCACAAGCCUUCAAAAGCUUUUCGUAAUGAAACGCAGUUUAAAUAGAGGUUUCGCUGUACGUAAUCACAUCCUUGCAUUCAAAAUAUGCCAUAAUCAUAUUUAUCUAUCGUGAGAACCAUCCACUCUUCCCCCUCAACUGCUACCUGUACACCAAACAAACAUAUCGAACGCACUCUCCUAAGCUCCGAUUACUCCUAGUUAAUAACAAUAAUUAAUUCUAAAUCUACUCAUCUAAUUCUAUUCAAUUCUGAUUUUGAUUGACAGGUAAAAUUUGACGUUUUGUAGUUUCCAUGGCAACAUGAACGAUUGAAUACAGCCUUAAAAUUUCCCUUUUGCUGAGUUUACAUAAAAUUCGCUAAUUAGAUUUUCCUAUUAACUUGCACACAGCUUACUAUAAUUAAUCAUUACUAUUUGAAACUUAUUUGACCAAAUUUUAAGAGACAGGUUUUUAGAUAAUCAGUAAUAUAAUUGUACUGUAAUUACCAAAUGUGUCACAAAAAUUGUCUGUUCAACUUCCAUUUUAAAGUAAAGGUCUCAUUAUUUAAAAUGCGAUAAAAGUAAAAAUUCUGUCAAUUGUCGCAAAAUGUUAAUGAGUAGAUUUUGAGAAAUCGUCUUCUGUGUACCAUUGCUUUUUUCGCCGCUAUGUUUAUUUGUCUAAUUUAAAACACGCGCUGUCACGCGAGUUACCGCUGACAGCCCGCAAAACUGUGUUCAGACACCUUAAUCGAGAUGAAGAAAAGUCUGUCAACGUGUUCUUUUGAGUGUGACCAUAAAUUCAUUUAGUGUUUGUUUUAUUUGGCCUUAAGUAAAACUUGUAUAAUCUAGCUUUACUCAGUUUAACUAAGAUUACAUUUCAUUUAUCUGCUUCUUAAAAAUACAUACAACCUUUUUGUAAUGUUUUUUCAGCCGACAUUUUUUUCUUGUGAAAACUGGUUGUUGUUAUCUGAUGCAAAACUAGUUCUUAGCUUGACUUGUUUACAUACAAGUACGCCAUGCAACGAAACAAAGCUAACAAAAUCUAGUCCGCGAGACGAGAGGACACGUCAAUUUGUCAGCACCAUAGAUAUGUCGCCCCGUGAAAGCGAAUCCAAGACGGGCUGGGAUUCUGGAUUCCGGUAUUUGUCAGUGGAAUUUGGAUUCUUGACUCCUUAAGCUGUAUUCCGGAUUUCCAAUUCCAGGAUUCCAGAUUCCAACCAGCACGUUCAGCUCAACGCGAUAGCGGCCAGUGAGUUUGAAUGUGAUCAGCACUGUAGGAGCUGUUCAUUUUCUGAGAAAUUUUCAAAUUGUUGGUCGAAAGUUGGCCCUUGUGGCUGGUAGAAGGGAUAAUCUUCUUCAAGAAUGCUACUGGUGACUCCCGUGUUGUCCGUGGGGGCAGCAAUAUUUGAUGUUAUACCUCUAGUCGUUGGAUGUCGUCUUUUCGCUUGCCGUCGUCGAUAGAUGAGUAAUAUCACUAUGAUCAGAAAGACAACGGCUAGAAAUGCAGCUAUCGGCCAAACAAUGUAUUCAACAUGUUUACAAUCACUUGAACAGGUUCCUCUACAGCAAACUUCUGUUGCUUUACAGUUUGUCUCGCUGAUGCAGGAUUUACCGAUGCAAGUUAAACCGUCCUUGCAGUUGCCACUACCGCAAGAUUGACCACUGGAAAAGUCGGAGUUACAAUUACAACGUUGUCCGAAGCAGUCGUUCCCUUUAAUGCAUUUUGAAUUACAACAUGCUUGGUUAGCGGAACAAUCGGAGUCGAAAGUGCAUCUUUGACCGAAGCAGCUACUUCUCCGUAAACAUUUCGACUGACAGCAUGCUUGAUUAGCGGAACAGUCAGAAUCCAUCGAACAGCUUCGGCUGGCGCAAUUACUCCCAAACACACAUCUGUUUCCACAACAUAUCAAUCUGUCUUUCUGAUUAGCGCAUUCGUUAUCCGUGCGGCAAAAAUGAUUGAAGCAACUUUCAAGACGACACACGCCAUCAAACCAAGACCCCGUUCCGCAGCAGACCCCACUACCGCAAUCAACGUCGUCGGAGCAUCCGCCGAUAAUCCUGACAAAAAUAAACAUAUAGUCAAAAAGUGCAAAAAGUGCAACGAUCUUCAUAGAAGAAACUAUGACUCUACGUUCUCUUAAUAUCACACCUUUCCGGCUCUAUUAAAUAUGAUUGCGGAAGUUUCUUUGUCUCAUCUGUAAUCAUGUAUACUGGGGAAGCUGUAUUCUUUCUGUGUUCAGGUGUUCAGUUUGUUGAUCUGAUGGUGGCCUCUGCAAUUGGUAGAGUGGAUUAUCCUGCCCAGUGAUGCUACUGGUGACUUCUGUGUCGUGCAGUUUGGGUGCAGUGAUAUUUGAUGUCUGAUCGCUAGACAUGAGUUGUCUUCUUUUCGCAUUUCGUUGUCGAUAGAGAAAGAAUAUCGCUAUGAUGAGAAGAAUGACUAGAAAUGCAGCUAUCGGCCCAACAAUGUAUCCAACAAGUCCAGAGUCUUUACAGCCAACAAUUGAACAGGUUCCUCGACAGCAAAUCUCUGUUGCUUGACAGUUUUUGUCGCUGAUGCAGGAUUUACCGAUGCAAGUUAAACCAUUAGUGCAGUUGGCACUACAACAAGAUUGUCCACUGGAACAGUCGGAGUUAAAAUCACAACUUUGUCGGAGACAGUUUUUCCCUGUGAUGCAUUUUGAAUUACAACAUGCUUGAUUAGCGGAACAAUCGGAGUCAAACGUGCAUCUUUGACCUAAACAACUGCUUCCCUUGAACACAUUUUGAAUGACAGCAAACUUGGUUAGCAGAACAAUCCGAGUCCAUCGAACAGCUUCGUCCGGUGCAGCUUUUCCCGGAAACACACACUGAGUUGCAACAUGCUUGAUUAGCGCGACAGUGGGAGUUAAGCACACAUCUUUCACCGAUGCAGCGGUUUUCUUGAACACAUUUCGAAUGACAACAUACUUGAUUAACAGAACAGUCAGAGUCCAAGGAACAACUUCUUCCCGCGCAGUUGCUUCCGAAAAUGCAUCUAUUUCCGCAACAAAUCAAUCUGUCUCUUUGAUUAGAACAGUCAUUAUCUUGGCGACAGAAACUACCAAAGCAACUUCUUAGUCGACAUUCUUCAUUCCCGCAACAAACCCACGGGAUUGAUCCGCAGCUACUGGAAGAGCAUUGGCACUUAACCUCUACGAAAAUAAACAAACAAUUGAUAAGCGCAAUGAGAGAGAGCUUCAUCACAAAUUGAGAGUAGCUAAAUCAAGGCGUGACUGCUAUAACAGACCCCUUCCUAUUUUAUAGUUAUUUUAUGCAUACUGAAUUUUGUUUGUCUUAUUUGGGUACCCAAUGAGACGGAAAAAUUGUUCAAAGAUCGAACAUGUUGGCCUUGUAUCAUUUAGUGCUUUUGAAGGCAACAUGCCGAGGUUCCUUUGAACAUCUUGUUAAACGUUGUUGAAUGCUAUUAAUCAAAGUUAGAUCAGGUUUAAAAGUGAUCAAACUUGUUUAAUAUAUAUCCAACAUUGUUUUUGACAUUUCUUGUAUGCGAUGGACCAUAUCGCAAUAUGUAAGUCACGUUUCAGCUCUCACAACAAUGUUGGACGCAAGUACGCUAUUGAGAAACAAUGGCCUCUGGAUUUUUCACAUUUUACUUGUUCUAUGUCGGUGAACAUUGAAAAAAGCUCCCUUCUCAGUAGACCUCUGUCGCAUUCCACCACACUGAGUACACGUUAUCGAAGGUUUGGUGGAGAAUUCCAUAUAAAUCAAUGUAUUUUGUCGAACCAAGCCUCGUUAAAUGAGCUAUUGGGCGAUUUUCCUAGUUCUCUUCUGCUGAAUAUAGCUCAUAUCGUGUGACUCAAACUACCACGAACUUGAAUAGAGGUGUCCCCUGAAUGGAGGUUGUCCUGGGGUUUGUUAAUAAUUAACAAACAAAGUUAAUAUUAUAUAAACUUUUUUAUUCUGUCUCAGAAUCUGCAGCAGACAUUAUUAAGCAGCAGGAUAAUGUAUAAGAAUAUUGAUAAUCAUGAUCUCUGUAAUAUUGUGUAUCGAAUUACUGCAAGUGCAGUACAUUGAUUUAAGGGAGAUAGUUCGUGUUGUGAAAAAUGACAUCAUUGUGACAAGUGUACACCCAAAGUUAUCAACCUUUUUUGUGGUCCGUCACGUUUUGAGUGGUAAGAUGUCCCCCAAAUGGAAGUUAAACAUGGGUCCUUUUCCCCUGAACAGAGGUGUGCCUUCAAUAGAGGUAGCGACACAACAUCACAUCACGUAUAAAUUGGAAGAUCAAUAUUCAUCAAUUUAAAAGUACACAUCACCAAGCUCCGUGGUAUGGCUAGCCUCCCCGCAGACGUCCUUUGGGGUUCGUUCGUCACGCAAAUGAAUGCGUGACGAACGAACCCCAAAGGACGUCUGCGGGGAGGCUAUGGUAAGGCUAUGCCAUGUCACCACAGCAGUAGAUAAGCAGAGGAUGACAUCGAAAGAGUCGCAGUGACAAUGUUGACUUGGGGGAUGGGUAGGUGGUCAGUUACCCAGAAACCUCAAUUGAUCUUGCGUCUGUAUAUUUUUGUUGCUGCAGGUUAUGUUGGUUCCAAGUCAUUCCUGGAGGAACUACUCCAAGUGGUGCAUGAGCUAAGAAAAGCAAAUCCCAAUCUGGUAUUUGGUAUGCAUCUAAUGUGUCUCUUGUUACUAUCCAGUGUCUGACUUGUACCCAGUCGCUCUUCUUGUUCACGCUUUGAUUGACGGGAAGGUUUUAGCAAACUCGCCUGCACAUGUGUACCUUUCCAUAUUUCAUUGCGAAUAGACAGAGGAAUAAAUAAGUAACGACCAGGUACAAGAAUGACAGUUAGUGUUCUUCUGAUUUAAAUUUGAAAAUGCUGGGUCGGCUUAUUCAUGGGAGGAAAUCUCUUGCGAUGUUUGGUGGUUAAAGUAAGUUUGUUCGGUCAAGAUGGCUGAUAUUGGCCAAGUUCUCCUUUGCGUUUCCAUGCACCGAGACGAAGUCGAAGUCAAUAAAAACGCCAAAAAAAGGAGUUCAAUAUCCAGCCAUCUUGACCAGUAAAGCUUCGUUAAAAAAGAAUUUAUUAUUUGGCCAGAAAGAGAACUUUUUCUUGUGGUACCAACGCGGAAAUCUCGAGCGGGCAAUAUAUGCUUAUCUUGCAAGCUUGGGUAGCUAAUCAGGACACAGGAUUCUCUUCAUCUUGCCCGUUCGCGGAUUCAGCCAUCAUUCGCUUCAGGCCUAGCCCGGCUUCAAAACAAAACGACAAAGGCACAAAGGAGCUGAGCUGACUCUUAGAACAAAAUUUGUGUUCUUUUGGGAUCAACAAUUUCAAAAAGAGACCGAAGUGUUAAUUUCCAAAAAAUGUGUGGUGCUGCUUAGUAAGCGAGUAAGCGGUGAAACGCAAAAAUUGAUUGGUUCUCAUCAAUAGCGUAGCUUUACCAUAUGAUAUACUGUUUAUAAUGCAACUCACAACUCCUUGAUUCACUCUGAUUAAAAUCUAGCACUCGAAACCUCUGUGUUUGAAUUUUAAUCAGUUGCAGAUUGACUGAAGCAUCUCACUUCGAAAGUUCUCAAUAGAGCACUUUUCAAGCGUUUACGGUUAAAACGCUAUAAUGGCUUGUGAAAUUAAUUCAUCGCGCCCAAAUAUGAUGCCUGCUGCUACGUUAACAGUCCUUUUCAGUUGUUUCCAGCGGGUCUGAGCAGGUUGAAAAAGCUGAUUAUCCAAUUCACGGAGACCCGACUUACUUCCUACAGAACAGAACGCGUUUAAGUCUGCCUUGAGUCCUUUAGCAUGUCCUCACCUACCUCUUCUUCGUCAGUGAUAUUUUCAUUUCAGUCCCUGUUUAUAAAAGUUCAUGUGCUUUGCUUGUGUCCAAAGUUGGGAAAAAGCUUUUAUAUUUUAAGGUGACUCGACCCAGUUUUUUGGGGGGAGUACCAUCCUAUUUUGAAGCUCUCUGGUAUCCCCACCUUUACUUUUAUCGUAAGUCUAACACAUAGAAUGGAUAACAUAUAAAUCAAUCUACAAUAUAACACAAAAUUUUGGGCGAUCGGAGUAAAUGUCACGUGGUUAUAAUGCCACGCCCCUUUGAGGUCUGAGUCGAAAUCUGCUGUUGCCGGCAUUUUUUUUGUGAAAAUCUCUCGGCCACACAUAAUGCGCAUUAGUGCCUUGCGCUGAACAGAGUUUCACCAAAAUCGCAAAGAGCCAAUUCAGAAAAACAAAAACUCAGCCAAAACGCUAAAAAUCUUCAAUGUUUAUUCAAGUUUGGGCUUAUAGAAGAUAAUGUCACAGUUUUUCAAUGACCAUGAAAUUCAGAAUCCGGGUAGUUAGUUAAUCAAUUGUGGCCCUGAAAAAAUUUGAAGGAAAAAAAACCACGAAUUUUUAAGAAAAUGCCUUUUUCGUGAGAAGGACUCUUAAACGAUGACAAACGUCAACAAAUAGCUAAAACUAUAAUUUCUAUAUGUUUGCUUUGCUCGAAAUCACGCGCAUUUACAAGGCCCUAAAGCGUUUUGCUGACUUGCAAGGACCCAUCUUUUAUAACGAUGCCCAAAAUACAGAGAUGAAUCUCAUAGUUUAUUAGAUAUAAUCCGUGUAAAGUUUGCUUAUCAUUUUCGCAUAAAUUAUGACCUAAAUUUGGAAACCGCUGAAUUUCUCGAAUUGGGUCUUCGCUAUUUUGGUGAAACUCUGUUCAGCGCAAGGCUCUAAUGCGCACUACGUGUAGCCGAGAGAUUUUUACGAAAAAAUGCCGGCAACAGCAGAUUUUCGACUCAGAUCUCAAAGGGACGGGGCAUUAUAACCACGUGACAUUUACACGGAUCGCCAAAAAUUUUAUGUUAUAUUGUAGAUUGAUCUAUAUGUUAUCCAUUCUAUGUGUAAGAUUCUAUGUGUUAGACUUACGAUAAAAGUAAAGGUUGGGAUACCAGAGAGCUUCAAAGUAGGAGGGUCCCCCCCCCCCCCCCCCAAAAAAAAAAAAAUACUGGGUCGAGUCACCUUAAAUAAAUGAAUUAUUACAUCAUAAAGUUAGUUAAGAUCCUUUCACGCCGAUCGGACUAGUGAACAUGUCGAUUAUCAACAGUGCGGAAACGAAAACAAAUAACGGAUGCAAUAAGAAAGAUGUUCACCAAACUGAGACUGUUUUCUAAGUGAUGACAAUGUUAUUUUUUGUUUGUUUUACUGAUUCUUGUUUUAAUUACUCCUUUUUCAAAGUAUGUGAUCCAGUAAUGGGAGAUGCGGGAAAAUUUGUAAGUCAUGUUAAGUUUCUUUGUUUACUAUUAUCAUCAUCAUCAUCAUCAUCAUUAGUAAUAUUAUUAUUAUCAUUAUUAUUAUUAAUAUUAUUAGUAUUAUUUUAUAAUUUUUUUCAUAUAGUUAUACAUAUCUUUAACUAAAUUGGUAGAGGCGCGUGUGGCCGAGCGGUUAACACCUCGAUUUCUUCACCCAGGCGCAUUACUAUAAAUGGCUACCGGGCGACGUACUGCUGGGGGUUGGGUAACCCUGCGAUGGACUAGCACCCCGUCCAGGGGGGAGUAGCAAUACUCCCAGGCAUACUUCAUGCUAAUGAAACCGGGAUAAGCUGCGGUCGUUUGGGCUUUUGGCUCGUGUGCACCUUUACCGUUACCUUAACUAGCCACUAAACGUUGUCAACAGUUACCGGCACCACAUAAACGACUUAUUGACAGAAUCAAGCAAAACAGUCAACAAUAGAAAGACUGGACAACCGACAACUUGACAAACAAUAAACGACCAUUACAUGUAAGCUGUGAAAAAUCACGGAUCGAAACGCAUCAACGACAUUUGUCUUCAUAGCUAAUAAGAUUACGGCUUAACUGACAGGCGACCAAUAACUUCGUGACUAAAUUGACCAAUCAGGUCAAUAACCAUAGUUUCAUACCUUCAACUGACGUGAUUCAACUCACUUUGACUCUAAAGAUGAUGACUACCACACAAGUUGUCAAAACGUCAGUCACAGUCAAUCACAGUCCUCACUCCUAUUCGGAACUACGUUCACCCGGACGAUCACAUUUCACGUACUUAUUACUUGUUACUGCUCAAGAAAGAGGUUUGUUUUUGUAUAGAAUAUUAAAUAAUUCUUUGAUUGGCUUAUUUACGUUUUGUAUCAGUAUGUUCCAGAAGAGCUGUUACCAGUCUACAGAGAUCAGAUCAUUCCACAGGCUGAUAUCAUCACACCAAAUCAGUUUGAAGCAGAGUGAGUAACACGCGUAUUUUUUCAUGUUAUAGUAAUUUACUGAAAUUUUUUCAUUAGCGUUGCCUAGCAUAAUUGGAACGGUUUUAUGAUGUAAUAAAUAUUUCUCGGUGUCUGGUUAUGAAACACACAUCCUCGUGUUUGAUGUAAUACUUGCGUACCGUUGCUGAUGAACUUCCGUGAGUUUAUUUCUUCCUCCGCGGUUCAAAUAUGAAACUCAUAUACUCAUCAUUUCGCUUGCGUACCACUGUUCCAUUUGUUUUGUUUUUUACGUCCGUCUAACUUUUUCGGUCUCUCAAGUUGUGGAGACAAGUAUGAAAAAGAACGCGGCAAUUAACAGGAGAAGACGGUAGGACGUGGGAGAAGAAACAAAGGGCCCCUUCUCCCUCCCCCAUGUUACUGAAUCUGACUAGUUUGUGACGGGUAACCUUUUCGUUUAUCUCCUAAUAUUUUAACAGGCUUCUAAGUGGCGUAAAGAUAACAAAUGAAAGUGAAGCGUUUAAGGUGAGUCUCUACUUUGUCUGUACCCUUUUCCACGUGUUACGAUUGUAGUGUUCUGCUGCUAUUGUAUGAAGCAAAGGCCCUUUCACACUAGAGACGGAUCAUCGGUCUUCAAAAUCCGUCAAAAUUGAGUCAGAUAAAGUAAAUAAAGAUAAAGUCAGACGGAUUUUUUUGUGGCGAACGGGUAGUCCUAAUAUUCCGUCUGCUUUCUUGGAGUUACUAGUCAGUUGUGUGCAAUUACUAAAUGUCUUCAAACUGUUGCUCUUUAAUCAUUGUGCUGUUCGAUGUAAAUAUGUGGAAGUAAUUAAUUAGCGAACUUUUGACUUACCAAGUGAAGUUGUACGCAGGACAACCAUUCACCAUUUUAACAUAGACCAUAAAGCACCUUGUUUACCCACCCCCCCCCCCCCCCAAAAAAAAAAAACAUUUUACAUAACCGCUGUCUUCGAUUUCUCUUGGUACGACUGUAAUACCCAGGAGAUAUUGGAAAAGGUAGUUAUGCAAAAUUUUGGGGGGUAAACAAGAUGCAUUAUAGUCUAUGUGAAAAUAUCGAAUAGCUAAUUUUACUCAAAAUCAGUCCGUUCUGCAGAGUACUUUUGGAAUAACGCUUUUUUUUCUUUGAAAAGGCAAUGAAGAUUUUACAUGAAAGAGGCUCGAAAACUGUAGUAAUAACCAGCUCAGAACUGGGUGACCACAAGACUCUGAUAGCGCUUGGUAGUACGGUGAAUGGUAUGUGGAUCACUGGCAGUGGAUACCUCUCUUCACUUGUCGCUCCUAUCUAACUAGGCAUCUUCUAAUGCUGCUAUUUUCAUUAUUUUUUUCUUAAUGUGCUCAUUGUGUACCCUCAAGAUCCCUGAAAACCACACCCUGUUCAGCGGCAAAUACCCAUAAGUUGGUAAGGCCAAAUAAGGGACUGCCUAUUAGUUCUUGUUUGAUUUUGGUAGCUUACCCUGACACUGCGACUACACAUUCAAGGCUUUGGAUACACUUCCUCUUUCCCUCCCUUUAAGGUUUUAUUUAUUUAUCUACGCCGCUAACUUUACAGAUUUCUUUGAAAUGACAUUGCUUAAUUUGCUUUCACUCCAAGGCGGUAAUAAGUGCGUCCGGAUGGAGAUUCCAAAAUUAGAAGCUACCUUCACGGGAACAGGAGACCUAUUUGCUAGCGUACUUCUCGCCUGGUUACACAGACAUCCCAAUGACCUGGCACUUGCUUGCGAAGCAACGGUAUCAACAGUGCAAGCAGUGCUAAAAAGGACUCUAGCUCAUGCACAACGUAAUAGCGUACUUCUCGCCUGGUUACACAGACAUCCCAAUGACCUGGCACUUGCUUGCGAAGCAACGGUAUCAACAGUGCAAGCAGUGCUAAAAAGGACUCUAGCUCAUGCACAACGUAAGUAGCAUCUAGUUCACGUGAUUCAUGUAAUAAUAUGUAAUUUGAUACAUUCAUAAAUUUUUCAAGCUUAGUGACCGACUUGAGUGAAAUCAAAAUUCAGCUGGUUUGAUCCGAACUGAGUUGACAAAGAAGAUUGGUUGCCAUAGAGAGAUAAACGAGCUAACGUUCCCCCCUUCGUCAGAGUUAAUCAUCUCGGCCGGUUGUGUGUGCUUUAUAUAUUAAAUACCCUGCGAGCAGGGUUUCUGUCUUGCAUGGCUUUUAGCAUUUACGAAGUCGUUCGCGUCUCUUGUCAGUCGCGUAGUUGGUUUGUUUACGCCUCAAGAGAAACGGGGGCUUAAAUAAACCAACCAUAAAGGCGAUUGACAAGCGACCCAAACGACUUCAUAAAUGCUUAAAGCCGUGCCAGAAAGAAACCGCUGCUCGCUGGGUUUAUAUCGAAUGGUGGAGCUACGCUAAUUAUGGGAGCAUGAUAGCAUAAAAAAGUUGAUUAACCUUGAAAGUUUAAAAGCUACGGGAAAAUGGGCGACACAAACGUGCAACUUAUUUCGAAACAUUAUUGCUAAACGAGUUGAAAAGUGAAGCGUCUUGUGAAGCAGAGACAACUAAAGAGUCAAUAAAGACGAAAACAGAAAGCGAAAAGUGUUUCUGUAUCCUCUUGUCUAAAGUAUUAAGUUUAGAUUAAUUGUCAUGUCCACAAAUUUGGAAAAUAGAGAAAGAGAAAGACAGAGAACAAGAGAAAGUAAGGCGACAGGCCAGCGAAGCUCAACGAGAAAAAGAGCCAGAGCGAGAUAGAAAAAACAAAGGAGACAUUUUUAGUUGGAGGAACAACGUGAAAUUUUGUAGCGGCGGUGAGAAAAUGAGAAAUGCUAGCGGCCACUUGGGUGAAAAUGAGCGACAGUAGAAAAAAAGAGAAUAAGAACACGGACGACAUUUCCUCCAUAAAACGUGUAACCAGGAAGCUUCUGGAAGUUUCACGUUGUAGUCGUGCAAAACAACGGCAAAGAAAUGUACAAAGAAAGUGUGCUGCACGUGCAAAGUUGAUCUUUUGCUAAUUAGACCUAUUUUUGUUUUGCACCGUUCUCGUUGCCUUCGCCGGUUAGCGUUACACGAUUUUACAUUUUGUUUGAGCAAACUAUAAAUAUUAUCGGGAGCUUCGCUUUUAGCCCUGGCUUAAUCUAGAUAUUAAUGAUUCCUUCAUUUACCCUCAUUAGUAACCGAAAACAAAAUUUAGCUAGCGGCCAGGGCCCAGUUGCUCGAAGCAUGGUUAGCGUUAACCAGCGUUAAAUACCUUGACAACGUAUUGGUUUUGAUACUGCUUAACCAAGGGUUAAAGCUAACCAUGCUUUGAGCAACUCAGCCCAGGGCGACAGUUGAACACAGUGCCUUCCGAUUCCAAAUCCAGGGUUCAAUAAGCCGCUCGGCUACUCUGCCUCCUUAACUUCUCUCACCUUGUUAUACACACUUAUAACUUUCACCAGAAGCGAAUCACUUUUGAAAGAAAAUUUUCUGUUUUUUCAGGAUUAGCAGGAGAAGGGAACAAGCCAACACCUGGACAAAUAGAGUUGCGUUUAAUUCAAAGCCUGGAUGAUAUUAGGAAUCCAAAUAUAGCAUUUAAAGCUCAUCUAGUAACAAAUUGA